AUGGAGAUCGACCUCCUACACCCUUCUGCAUCUGAUGAAAAAAUUAGCCAUAAGAAAAAGCGACUCGUUCAAAGUCCAAACAGCUAUUUCAUGGACAUAAAGUGUCCAACAUGCAAAAAUGUGACGACAGCGUUCAGUCACAGCCAGAAUGUGAUCCCUUGCCAAGGAUGUCAGUUCGUGCUUGCUCGACCUGGAGGAGGAAAGUGCCAGCUGACGAUAGGUUGCUCAUUCCGAAUUAAAGCCGAUUAA
Molecule: messenger RNA, 249 nt
Organism: Blepharisma stoltei
Lineage: Eukaryota; Ciliophora; Heterotrichea; Heterotrichida; Blepharismidae
Source: the annotation of a GenBank genome assembly